CGGAGGCAGCGGAGCCUAGGCUCUCUCCGCUCCUCGGCUUAUGGACGGCUGCGGUCAGAGCAGCAGCAGCGGCAGCAGCGCCUAGCUAAGCGAAGCAACCUGCGGCAGGACUGCUGCGCCGGGGAGCGGGAGCCCGCAAUGCAUUGGCCUCACUACUUUUCCUCCUCCUGCCUGUCUAAGCAGGGCCGCCGCCGCCGCUGCCGCCGCUAGACACAACACCACACAGCAACACAAGGAGGGGGAAAAGUAAGGGAGAGAGGAAAGGGAAAAAAAAAAAAAGCCCAGGAAGAUGGCGCCCACCAAGCCAAGCUUUCAGCAGGAUCCUUCGAGGCGAGAACGAAUAACUGUCCAGCAACCUCUACCCAACCAGUCAGAAUGUAGGAAAAUCUACAGAUAUGACGGAAUCUACUGUGAAUCUACCUACCAGAAAACAAGCCUGGACAUGCCCAUGGCAAGACACCAUUCUUGGGUUACCCCUCCCAGUUUACAAGCCUUGAGAAAGGAAAAAUCCCGAGAUGCUGCUCGUUCUCGAAGAGGAAAAGAAAAUUUUGAAUUCUAUGAGUUGGCCAAAUUGUUGCCACUCCCUGCUGCCAUUACCAGCCAGCUUGACAAGGCAUCUAUCAUCCGAUUAACAAUUAGCUAUUUGAAGAUGAGGGACUUUGCUAAUCAAGGGGAUCCUCCAUGGAACCUGCGUAUGGAAGGACCACCUCCCAACACAUCAGUGAAAGGGAUACAAAUAUGGAAAUCUGAGGUCUGCAUGAGAAAGACACCAUGUGAAGUUAUAGGUGCCCAGCGCAGGAGAAGCCCCAGUGCCCUUGCCACUGAUGUAUUUGAGUCACAUUUGGGAAGUCACAUUUUACAGUCACUGGAUGGAUUUGUAUUUGCACUAAACCAAGAGGGAAAGUUUUUGUACAUUUCGGAAACCGUCUCCAUUUAUCUUGGCCUCUCCCAAGUGGAACUGACAGGCAGCAGUGUGUUUGACUAUGUCCAUCCUGGUGACCACGUGGAGAUGGCUGAGCAGCUGGGCAUGAAACUUCCCCCAGGACGAGGCCUUCUCUCGCAGGGAACAGCCGAGGAUGGAGCCAGCUCAGCAUCUUCAUCUUCUCAGUCUGAGACCCCUGAGCCAGAUACAGAUACAGCUGUUACACUUAGUGUGGCCAAAUUUUGUGCUGUGGCUUGUCCAGUCCACCAAAUGACUCUUCAGGAAUCGGUGGAAACUACAAGCCCAAGCCUACUUUCUACAGACAACAACCUAGAGCGUUCUUUUUUCAUUCGGAUGAAAUCAACACUGACCAAGCGAGGUGUACACAUAAAAUCUUCAGGAUAUAAGGUGAUCCAUAUAACAGGAAGGUUACGACUAAGAGUGUCGCUGUCUCAUGGGCGGACCGUCCCGAGCCAAAUCAUGGGGCUUGUUGUCGUUGCUCAUGCACUGCCCCCUCCUACAAUCAAUGAAGUCAGAAUUGACUGCCACAUGUUUGUUAUUCGAGUAAACAUGGACCUCAAUAUUAUUUACUGUGAAAAUAGGAUUAGCGAUUACAUGGAUCUGACCCCUGUAGAUAUUGUAGGGAAAAGAUGUUACCACUUCAUUCAUGCUGAAGAUGUGGAAGGGAUCAGGCACAGUCAUUUAGACCUGCUGAACAAGGGUCAGUGUGUUACAAAAUACUACCGUUGGAUGCAGAAAAGUGGGGGCUAUAUUUGGAUACAGUCUAGUGCCACCAUCGCUAUUAAUGCCAAGAAUGCAAAUGAGAAGAACAUCAUCUGGGUUAAUUACCUUCUGAGCGAUCCAGAGUAUAAGGACACUCCAAUGGAUAUUGCACAACUUCCACACUUGCCAGAAAAAACCUCUGAAUCCUCUGAGACCUCUGAUUCUGAAUCAGAUUCAAAGGAUAACUCGGAGGACAAUGAGAAUUCAAAGUCAGAUGAAAAAGGAAACCAUUCAGAAAACAGCGAAGAUCCCGAAUCAGAUAGGAAGAAGUCUGGCAAUCAGUCAGAUAAUGAAAUGAACUGUAAUGAUGAUGGGAACAGCUCCAGCAACCAGGACAGCAGAGACAGUGAUGACAGCUUUGAGAAUUCUGACUUUGAGAAUCAAAAGGCCCCCGAAGAUAGCUUUGGCACUCUUGGUUCUAUGCAGAUUAAGGUGGAGCGUUAUGUGGAGAGUGAGUCAGACUUGCGGUUACAGAACUGUGAGUCAUUAACCUCGGACAGUGCCAAGGACUCAGACAGUGCAGGAGAAGUAAAUGCCCAGUCUUCCAGCAAGCAUCAAAAAAGGAAGAAGAGAAGGAAAAAGCAGAAAGGAGGCAGCGUGGCCCGGAGAAGGCUCUCAAGCACCUCAAGUCCAAAUGGGCUUGACUCAGCAUUGGUGGAUCAGCCCCAGCUGCUCUCACCGCCAAACAGUGCCUCAGUGCUCAAAAUCAAAACGGAGAUAUCAGAACCUAUCAAUUUUGAUAACGAUAGCAGUAUUUGGAAUUACCCACCCAACAGGGAAAUCUCAAGGAAUGAAUCACCUUACAGUAUGACCAAGCCCCCCAACUCAGAGCACUUCCCUUCCCCCCAAACCAGCAGUAGUUUACAUGUCUCCAUUCCAGACUCUGUUCUAACCCCGCCAGGGACUGAAAAUCCUGCCAAUCGCAAAUCUCAGUUCAGCACCUCAUCCAACUCCGCCUUGGCUCCUGUAUCCUCUGACCCUUUGUCCCCACCUCUGUCAGCAUCUCCACGGGACAAGCAUCCGGGUGGCCCCAGCACUUCCAAUUCUUUACUGUAUACGGGGGAUCUGGAAGCCCUACAGAGAUUGCAAGCAGGCAAUGUGGUCCUUCCUUUGGUUCACAGGGUAACUGGAACCCUUGCUGCCACCAGCACGGCUGCUCAGAGGGUCUAUACCACUGGCACGAUCCGGUAUGCCCCAGCUGAAGUUACUUUGGCCAUGCAGGGCAAUCUCCUCCCCAACACUCACGCUGUUAACUUUGUGGACGUUAACAGCCCCGGUUUUGGCUUAGAUCCUAAAACACCAAUGGAAAUGCUCUACCACCACGUCCACCGACUCAAUAUGUCAGGACCGUUUGGAAGUGCUGUGAGCGCAGCCAGCCUGACCCAAAUGCCUGCAGGGAAUGUGUUCACAACUGCCGAAGGACUGUUCUCGACUCUUCCGUUUCCUGUGUACAGCAACGGCAUCCAUGCCGCACAGACACUGGAACGGAAGGAGGAUUGAAAUAUGACCACAUACUGUGUUCAGUGUUAAACUCCGAGGCAUAGACUAUGUUUUAAUUUAGACCUUUAAUCCUAGCACUUUGAAUUUGAGCAGGUCAGCUUAUUCUCUCCAUAUGAUGCUCCCCAUUUCAUCCCCUUUCUCUUUAACUUGACUUAUUCUUUAAUGGGAAAGAUACUUUUAAUUUUGGCCUUCAGAGAACUGAAGUAUCAGUGGCCUGCCAUUUUGUCUUCUUCCAAGAUGUGUAUUUUUUUUCCUUUUGCAUCUUUAUUAAGAUGCCUUUAAUAUGCGUAUGCCUCUGCCAUAGAAUACUCAGUGUUGUGGUAAAGAGAUUGUAAGAAUGACAACCAUUGGGUUUACUUUAAAUUGAUCUUGAUAUGAUCAAGGUUAAAAGAAACAAGCAUAAAACAAUGUGCCCUGUUUGACUAAGUCAAAUGAAAAGGGGGGUAUUUGUUCCUAAUUCCUUUAAAAAAAAAUAGGGGAUAGUAUUUUAGAAUUUUAUGCAGAGUUUAAUUCACUUUUUAUGGUUAAGAUUUUCUUACUUGCACAUACAAUAAUUUGGGUUCUUAAAAAAUUAAUUUCUGGCCUGUGAUUAGAAUAAUAAGAAGAUGGACUAAAUGUUAACUACAGAAACAUUAACUUAAUUUCUAAAACCAUGGUGCUAUCAUUUAUUAAUCUGUAAUGUCUUCACACAAUAUGCAGCUUGUGGGCUGGGUUUGUUUGUUUUUUUUAAAGAAAUGUCUUCUGUGCUAGUCCAUAGUCAGGUGCUGCAGUUUCCUUGGUUAGUUAAGACAAAAGCCCUCAUUAACAUUUGCUGCAGGACUUAAUUUGUUUACCUCCAAACUAACAAGCCUCAUAUUAAAUUUAAAUGGAUCUGGAAGACUUUUCUUUUGGAGAGUUGAGCGAAUGUGCUAAAAAGAACAAGAAAAUGCAGUGAAAUUGACUCAAAGACCAGAUUUUUUAAAGGUGUAUAUUGUUUCUCUUUCUAUUUUUUUAUUCUCAGUAGAACUGAGGCUAAUUUUACAACUUCCAAAUAAAUGAAUGUGAGUGAGUGAGUGAGUGAGUGAACGUGUGUGUGUGUGUGUGUGUGUGUGUGUGUGUUUGUGCAUGUGAGUGGAUAUGUGUA
Pantherophis guttatus is the source of this 4328-nucleotide messenger RNA. The record is from RefSeq and is a predicted model, not a curated record. Lineage: Eukaryota; Metazoa; Chordata; Lepidosauria; Squamata; Colubridae.